AUGGUUCUAAACAAGCAGUCUUCGCUUGACGAUUUAGUUCAAUACACACAGUUAUUUAAGCCUGUAGCCACGAUAUUACAAGGGACCGUACUGCCUUUUCUAAUAAUUUAUCCUAUAAUCUUUUAUUGUUGGACUUUUGUGUACGGUUUCAAUGAGAAUUUCGAAGCUGGCUUCGUAACUGUUGCUGUGGUGGCAAGCAUACAAAUCUUGAUAUGCCUAUGUUGUUACUGGAGUGUGCACAUUCAGUGUUUCCUUUCGUGUUCGCCGGAAAGUAACCCUAUACGUGCGGAAAUUGUAAAAGUCGUUCCAACAUCAAACAAUGGAUUCCCAGAAAUUGUUAAACUUCAUCAUACAAAGUCCACAAAACGAGGUAGUGAUAAUCCAGAUGUAUGGUUUGUGUUCCAAAAAAGCAAGUACCUCUAUGAUUGGGAUAAGAAGUCUUUCCAAAGUGUAGAAUUUCCUGUAAACAGAACAUAUGAGGAAUACUUGGAUUCUAAAGGUUAUUCGGAUGAUGAAUCAAUUGAUUUGGCAGAGAAAGAAUUUGGAAAAAAUGAAAUGAUCAUGGUUGUGCCUGAAUUCAUGGAAUUAUUUAAAGAAAGGGCAACAGCACCAUUUUUUGUGUUCCAAGUCUUCUGUGUAGCCCUCUGGUGUCUGGACAAGUAUUGGUACUACUCUAUCUUCACUCUUGUAAUGUUAGUGAUGUUUGAAUGCACAUUAGUUCAGCAACAAUUAAGAAACAUGGCAGAAAUCAGGAAAAUGGGAAAUAAGCCAUACAAUAUAAAUGUGUAUAGAAAUAGAAGGUGGCGACAAAUCAUGAGUGAUCAGUUGCUUCCAGGUGAUAUUGUGUCACUUACUCGCUCUGGUAAUGAUAAUUUAGUACCAUGUGAUAUCGUCCUGCUAAGAGGAUCUUGUAUAGUAGACGAAUCUAUGUUGACCGGUGAAAGUGUACCACAAAUGAAAGAGCCACUUGAAAAUAACAAAGACAUAAAACAGAACUUGGACCCAGAGGGUGAUGGAAAGUUGCAUAUGCUGUUUGGUGGCACAAAGAUUGUACAACAUUCUUCCCCGGGCAAAAAUGUAUUAACCGGUCUUAAAGCUCCGGAUAAUGGUUGCAUUGGUUACGUCGUACGAAACGGCUUUAACACUUCACAAGGAAAGCUGUUAAGAACUAUUCUGUUUGGUGUAAAAAGAGUAACAGCUAACAAUUUAGAAACAUUUGGUUUUAUAUUGUUUUUGUUGAUUUUCGCAAUUGCUGCUGCUGCAUAUGUUUGGAUCAAGGGCUGCGAGGAUCCUGAAAGAAAUAGAUAUAAAUUAUUUUUAGAAUGUACACUGAUUUUGACUUCAGUAGUUCCUCCAGAGUUGCCUAUAGAGUUGUCCUUAGCUGUUAACACAUCCCUACUGUCCCUAUCUAAGUUAGCUGUGUUCUGUACGGAGCCUUUUAGAAUUCCAUUUGCUGGCAAGGUUGAAAUUUGUUGCUUUGACAAAACUGGAACUUUGACUAGUGACAAUUUGGUAGUUGAAGGAGUUGCUGGUGUAGGGGAGCAUAAAGACGCAACCGUGAUACCUUUAUCGGAAGCACCUUUGGAAACGGUUCAGGUCUUGGCAUCUUGUCAUUCUCUUGUUCAACUAGACGAUGGAGUGGUCGGUGAUCCCUUAGAAAAAGCGACAUUAAAAGCGGCUGAAUGGAACCUAACGAAAGGCGAUGCCGUAGUGCCAAAGAAAGGAAAAUCUCCAGGGCUUAAAAUCGUUCUCAGAAAUCACUUUGCUAGUGCUCUAAAAAGAAUGUCUGUAGUAGCAGGCUAUCAAGUCAAUGAUAGAGGAUUUUUUGAGACACAUUACAUAAGCAGUGUAAAAGGUGCUCCAGAAACGAUUAAAACUAUGCUAAAAGAAGUUCCUGAACAUUAUGAUCACGUUUAUUUAACGUUGUCGCGUAGAGGCGCAAGAGUUCUUGCUUUAGGUUAUAGAAAUUUAGGAAAAUUGAGCUCGCAAGAACUGAGAGAGUUAUCGAGAGAAGAUGUUGAAACAGACCUCACAUUCGUCGGGUUUGUAAUAAUAUCCUGUCCAUUGAAAACUGACUCUAAGAAAGCGAUAGCUGAAAUUGUAAAUGCCUCACAUUCCGUAGUUAUGAUAACUGGGGACAAUCCUUUAACAGCGUGUCAUGUGGCUAAAGAACUAAAAUUUACGCAGAAAGACGAAGUGCUAAUUCUUACUAAGAGUGACGAAGAUUGGAGUUGGAAAUCUAUUGACGAAAAGGUGGAUCUGCCAGUUGUACCAAAUAAGACAUUCAAAGAACUGACAAAUAAAUACGAUCUAUGUAUCAAUGGGGAGGGUUUGACAUUCCUAAAUGAACAUUAUCGUAAACUUUUACUUGAUAUCAUUCCAUUUAUUAAAGUGUUUGCAAGAUUCGCACCGAAACAGAAGGAGUUUGUGAUAGUGACACUGAAGUCGUUGGGAUAUGUUACAUUGAUGUGUGGCGAUGGUACUAAUGAUGUGGGCGCUUUGAAGCAUGCUGAUGUAGGUGUAGCUAUCCUCGCGAAUGCUCCAGAAAAAGUGAAAGAAAAGACCCGCGAAGAACGACCCCCCGAACCUGAAUUACCAAGACGCUUAACUGGCCCGAGAGACGCCCGCGCCGAAGCGAGAGCUGAAGCCGCUCAGAGGCUCAGGAGAGCUAUGAAGAAAUUAGAAGAAGAAGAUCAGCCCCAGAUUGUAAGAUUGGGUGAUGCGAGUGUGGCCGCACCGUUUACUAGUCGACUGUCGAGUAUAUUCUGUAUCUGUCACAUAAUCAAGCAAGGCCGUUGUACACUCGUAACGACAUUACAAAUGUUCAAGAUACUUGCUUUGAACGCGUUGAUAUUGGCCUACAGUCAAUCUGUAUUGUAUUUGGACGGGAUAAAAUUCAGCGACACACAGGCGACUCUACAGAGUCUGUUAUUGGCGUCAUGUUUCCUCUUCAUAUCGCGGUCUAAACCGCUGAAACAACUAUCAAAACAACGUCCGCUACCAAAUAUCUUCAAUAUGUACACAGUCAUGACUGUCCUUACUCAGUUUGCGGUGCAUUUUGUUUGUCUCAUAUACUUGGUGCGAGAGGCCACGCUAAGAUCACCAGACAGAGAUCCCACGCCAAAGUUGGAUAUGGACCUAGCUGAAGAUGAGGAGCGUCCCUUCCAGCCAGAUCUUCUGAACAGCACCGUAUAUAUCAUAUCCAUGGCUCUGCAGAUAUCCACUUUUGCUAUUAAUUAUAGGGGUGAACCGUUCAUGGAAGGUCUUCGUGAUAACAAACCACUAUUAUACAGCAUAGUGAUCUCGGGGGGUGCUGUACUGGCGCUCGCGGCGGGUAUAUUCCCUGAUUUGAGCAACCUAUUCGAAAUUGUUUACUUUCCACCAGAGUAUCGUCUAAUCGUAGUGCAGGUGUUAAUAGAAGACAUGCUGUUUGCGUAUCUCGCUGACCGGGCAUGUCUCUGGCUGUUCGGUGAGGGCCGCGCAGGCGCACCUACGUAG
Molecule: messenger RNA, 3498 nt
Organism: Leptosia nina
Lineage: Eukaryota; Metazoa; Arthropoda; Insecta; Lepidoptera; Pieridae
Source: the annotation of a GenBank genome assembly